Magnolia sinica is the source of this 1164-nucleotide messenger RNA. RefSeq lists its product as uncharacterized. The transcript is spliced from 3 exons. The coding region runs from base 165 to 653 and encodes 162 amino acids. The record is from RefSeq and is a predicted model, not a curated record. Lineage: Eukaryota; Viridiplantae; Streptophyta; Magnoliopsida; Magnoliales; Magnoliaceae.
AUGGCCCUUCCAUUUUUUCCAUCAAAUGCUGUCUCUUUUUCGCCAAUGGUAGGCCCUUAAUGCAAAUGGAAGAUUUAAACCCAACAAAUAAGAUAGACAUGAAGGAUAAUGAUUUCUUCCAGUGAAAUGUGGUUAGAGUUAUAGCUAACAAAUGUUACUCAGAAAUGUCUAUUGCAAUGUUAAUAUACACUGGUCUUAGUUUGCAGUUUCUACCCUUCCCAAAGCCACACCAAUACCACUAUCAUACAAAAGUAAUAUCACUGUUUUUCAGGUCUCUGGACAUUUCUAAACCUUACAUUCCUGCCCUGUUUCCCAUCGGUCAAAAACUUGAAAUGGGUCUCUAUCUCUUGCAUGAAAGAUCAAGAUCAACGGUCUUGAUCAUCGAAUUUGUGUACAGUAGCGGAGAUGAUAGAUAUGGACAACCUACAAUAAUUGGAUCAUUUGGUAAAACUGGAGUACCCAACUCAGAUGCUUGGAUAUUUGUCUUCAAGAAUGAUCGUCCAGAAGAAUUGGAUGCUAGGAAACAGUUCUAUGGGGCAGCAUCUGCACUGCACAGGUCAUGCACCAAGCUAGCAAAGUCCCCUACUUAUUGGGCCUUGAUUCUCAUGACCUAUUACAGCUGGCAAUGCAGAAUUUUUGAGUUUGCCACUUGAGAGUCUUGUGUAUGUUGCCAAAUUGGAUAAAUCACGAGGAAUGCAUGCAAGACCCAGUCAUCAGAAUCUGGAAGUUAGUCAUGCACCAAGCUAGCAAAGUUUCUUUCUGCUUGUUUAGCUUCAUUUAUGUUUAGAAAAUACUGAUGUUUAUUGAAAGUUGAAACAAUUGAUUGAGAUUUUUAAUAUCAUCCGUUGUUUCUUUGAUGAAUGGGCAUCAGAUGAAAAAAAAAAAGUCGGAUCCACAACGCAUAAUAAAGUACACAACAUUGCAAUGUUUUGGAUGUGGGUCUAUGCACUUCCACCUGUCUUGGCUUUGAUACACAUACUCAUGGGCAGUAUAGGUGCAUGCUGGAUGACUUGGAUGGUUAGUCAUAUUUACUUGUGUUUGUGCUUGUUGCUUAAUUCAAUUUGUUUUGUUUUCUAAGUUAGUGAACUUUAUUUUCUGAAUAGAAGUUAUAAAUUGUUGAGUAUCUUUGGUUUUAUGAUUUUACUUGUACAUUCCUGUAUUGAU